Messenger RNA from Tachysurus fulvidraco (yellow catfish), 1514 nucleotides. RefSeq names its product interleukin 2 receptor, gamma b (gene il2rgb). The coding region runs from base 646 to 1311 and encodes 221 amino acids. Gene Ontology annotation, molecular function: cytokine receptor activity; protein binding. Gene Ontology annotation, cellular component: external side of plasma membrane; membrane. Gene Ontology annotation, biological process: cytokine-mediated signaling pathway. The record is from RefSeq and is a predicted model, not a curated record. The transcript is spliced from 5 exons. Lineage: Eukaryota; Metazoa; Chordata; Actinopteri; Siluriformes; Bagridae.
GAGAACGUCCACUGAGAUCAGCUGUGCAAGUAACAUUCUAUUUGUUGCCUGUGCAUAAGGAAAGAUUUGAAUAAGGGUUGAUCUGAAUUUCAAGAGAUUUUUUUUUGCCAAAAUUAGUACAAGUUAAUACCAACAAAUUACAAACAUGCUAAAACAUUUAUUUGAUUUGGAUUAGGAAAAGAAUCCACUGAUUUGAAACUCUCCAAGUUUCAUUCCAAGAGCUCAUGAAGCACAAUCCUGCGGCUGUGCAAGCUAAUUUGUUGAUCAGAGUUAAAUGUUUUACUGUGCUCUAAUAACUACAGGCUACGUAACUGGUCACAGGUUCAAUCCAGACUUUUGUAAGGAAUCGCAAAAUAAAUUGUCAAAUUUAGUAAAAAUGUUUUCUGUGAGUGAAAGGUUUGACGGAAAAAGCUAGAUGGCCUCAAUUAACAAUCAUAACACAAUUGUGUAGUGAAAUAAUGAGCCCACUUUCUGAACACUUAGAUUAUGUUCAUAGUUAAAUUUUGUACAUUGUUUGCUACUAAGGGGUUCUGCAGAUUUUAAUGACUUAAGUAGAGGGAUAAGUACUUAAAGCUCUGUGAGCACAAGCUCUAAAUCUCAUCUGGUACAUCAGUGACAGCUUUGAAUUACAGCAAAAACGUAAUUAUGAAUUUAACACUGCAGAGGUUGCUUAUGGAUUCUGUGUUGUUUGUAUUUCCAGUGAAGCUCAACCCUCCCUAUAACCUCACUGUGAACUCGAGUGGUAGAGAUGGAGAGGUCUGCAUGCGCUGGACAAGCUCUACUAAUGUCAAGCAGAAUUGCAUGAAGUAUAUGGUACGCUAUCGGAAAGCCUCCGACCCAUGGAAGAGUUCCUCUUCAGACUGCGUGUCUCCUCUCUCCAGUGGAGUCAUGUACACUUUCCAAGUAAGAAGCAGCAUGUCAGAAAUGUGUGGUGAUUCUCAUUUUUGGAGUGAUUGGAGUGAUCCAGUACAGUGGAAGGACAACAAAGAGCCUACAGUACCUACUCCAGUGUACUGGCAUGCGCUGGGUAUUGUUCUGGGAGUCAUUGUCCUCUUCAGCCUUUGUACACUGUUGUAUUUUAGUGAACGGAUUAAAGUAGUGUUCAUUCCUGUGGCCCCUGACCCGAGCAAGAGCCUACAGGAUUUAUUCAAGAAACAUAAAGGCAAUGUUGAGAGCUGGGUUUAUAUCUCCAAAGAGCUGAAGGAUGCUUUUGAGUCCGAUUACACCGAGUCUCCUUGUGUUGUAUGUGACCCGAGUUCCACUUCAGAGACGAAAGCUGAAGCUGGUCCUAUGGAGCAGCCUGUCUCGUAAAAGUAUUCUGUAGUGUUUAGUACUGUUAAUGAGUACAAGGCAAGUGGAAGAUUACCAUUUACCUUUACUUCAUUUGGCUGAUUUUCUUUUUAUUCAAAAGACACUUACAACUGAAACAGAUCAUAGAUCGUAUUUCAUAUUUUUUGACACUGAACAUUAGUCCACCCAGUCCUUAUAAAUAAACCUGAUUGUUGCUACUUCAA